CAUACUUCAUAUUGUGAUUUACAAUGCAAAAUAAACAAAUGCAAAGUAAGUUGAUUAAUCGAUUAGAGGUAUUGAGAGAGGGAGUUCCAAGAUUUGAUUCAUAUAGGAUGUAACAAUGUUUAUAAAAGAGAGAUGCUUUGGUAGUAUUCAUAAAAUAAUGUGUUGGUUGAUUUUCAUUCACAUCCAAUAUAAGUCAACAAAGGAUGAACGAUUGAAAAAAUAGAAUGAAAUAGUGUUCAUUCAUAGGAGACAGACACAAGACCAAGACUUCCUAGAAACACUUGGAGAAAGAGACUGGAAAAUUCAUCCUUGUCAAGCUUUGAUGUUCAAAUAAUAUUAACGAAGGACUUGUAUACAAAAAGAUCAAAAUGUGGCCACAACCAAAGCCAUUGUUUGUACUUUUUGUCUGUACUCUAAUUGUCAUUAAAGCAUAUGUAUCAGCAUUGGCCAUUGAUCAGCAAACUACUAAAGAGAAGCAUAAGUGGAUCUUUGAAUGUGGUACAUCAAAAAUACCAUGUGAUACAAGGACUGAAUUUUGUGAGGAAAGGAUGGAUCAGUGUAUCCACUGCUUUGAGUACUGUUCAGACGCUCGAAUAAAAGGACAUGCAAAUUAUCAAGCACAGUGUUACAAACAUUGCUCAGUUUACAUGCGGGACAAAGAAAAUGAGAAAUCGAGAAAGCUGGAUAAUCAAGCUAAUAUAUUUGUACAAAGGGUACAAAUGAUGGUUCCAACCACCAACACCACAACUGAUGGCAACCAACAGACUGGCACUACACAAAUGAGCACAAUGAAAAUUGCUUUCAUCAUAGUUACUCCAAUAGUUUUCUGUGUGGCUGUAGUUGUGAUGGUGAUACGGAAAUAUCCCAUCUGUGUGAAUCGCAAGAGAAAGGGACCAAAGGAGUGUGAACGAAAUACAGAGACACUGAUGGAAAUGUUGAAGACAGAUGGAGGACGCGAUCUGCGCACUGAAGGUUCAAGACAAGGUUCUUCUAUUCCAGAUGGUCAACACCAACAUGGAGUUCAUGACACCCCCACUGGUAACUCUCUUAACUCUGAUGUUGCGAAUCUCAAUGACUUCAAUGAAACUGAGCAUCAAGAUGAUGGUCGCACACUAGGAGACUAAAGAACACAAGAUCAUUUUGUUAUUGGCCAAAAAAGUCAUGAAAAAGUAUCACAGAUACUCUUUCUUAGACUUAGUGAAUAAGGGAGUUUAAGGAUACAAUUAUAGUUACAUAGUUGGACUGUAUUGUUGGAUAAACAGUACUGUAUUCAAGUGAUUCCAUCAUGGUCAUAAACAUGUCAUAAAUGUUGAGUUACACCAAGUUAUGCAAGGAUAUGCAUUGGGUUUUUGUUUUAAUUUUAUUAAAGCAAUUGUCAUAAAGGUAAAUUCCCUUUAUUUGAUAAAAAUUCCCAUGUACUUCAAGGUAACUUUAGGAAUUCAGUUGAAGAUUUAUUUCAGGACU
Molecule: messenger RNA, 1464 nt
Organism: Owenia fusiformis
Lineage: Eukaryota; Metazoa; Annelida; Polychaeta; Sabellida; Oweniidae
Source: the annotation of a GenBank genome assembly